UAUAGCUCACGGUUACCGAUCGCACACGCACUCACUCGCUGACACACACACACGCACACACGCUCACUCUGCGCUUGCACACGGAGACGUGAGGACGCACAGCAUCCCGUGGUUCGAGCGCGCGCACCGGGAGAGAAGCAGCAUCCCUGCACCGACUCGGAUCGUCGGUUCGCUCCUGAAGAUGGUCUAGAACUCUUUUGUGUCCCUUCAUCCUGCGUGAAGAGCGCGAAACAAGAGCCACGAUGCUGACGAGGCUGUUCAACGACCCUUCGCUGCUUCCGGACGUGCAGAAGUACGCGGCCUGGGCGGACGACAGCGACGGAGACGACUCCAAACUCAAGGACGACGACCAGGACGCGCAGGACGACAUGGAGGCCUCGGACAUGAGAGGAGACAGCCGGACUCAGUCCGAGCACGCCGGGGAAGACGACGACGACGAUGACGUGGACGAGGAGGAUGACGGCGAGGACCAAGACGGGGGCAGGCCCAAGAAAAGGGGUCCUAAAAAGCGCAAAAUGACGCAGGCCCGGAUCGAGCGCUCCAAGAUGCGCAGGAUAAAGGCCAACGCCCGGGAGCGGACCCGCAUGCACGACCUCAACUCUGCGCUCGACAAUCUCCGCAAGGUCGUUCCGUGCUACUCUAAAACGCAAAAACUAUCCAAAAUCGAGACGCUGCGUUUGGCUAAGAACUACAUCUGGGCGCUGUCGGAGAUCCUGCGCUCCGGGAAAAGGCCAGACCUGGUGUCGUACGUCCAGACCUUGUGCAAAGGUCUCUCCCAGCCAACUACCAACCUGGUGGCGGGAUGCCUGCAGCUCAACUCCAGAAACUUCCUGACAGAGCAGCAGUGUCAGGAUGGAAAUCGAUAUGGUUCCGGAUCCUUCUCCGUGCACUCGUACCCGUACCAGUGCGCGCGCCUGUCCAGUCCUCACUGCCGCCAGGGAACGAACUCUCACCCGCUGAGCGCGCACGGUUUUUGCUCGGCCUACGACUCUCUCUACGGAGGAAGCGGGUCCCCGGAGUAUAACAGCCCGGAGUACGAGGGGCCCAUGAGCCCACCCCUCUGCAUCAAUGGCAAUUUUUCCCUCAAGCAUCAAGGCUCCGCCUCGCCAGAACCGGAGAAGGGCUACCACUACUCUAUGCAUUACUCCAGCCUGCCCGGCUCCAGACCCAGCGGGGCCCACAACCUAGUGUUUGGCUCCUCAGGGGCCCGCGGCGGAGCACACUCGGAAAACAUCCUGCCUUAUCACGACAUGCACUUACAUCACGAGCGCGCGCCCGUUUACGACGAACUCAAUGCGUUUUUCCACAACUAAAGCGCGAGCCAGCAAUGGUGGAAGAUAGAUGUUUGUCAACUGUGUUUCAUUUAUUUUCUCUUAUUUAUUGAUCGGGGGAAGGUGCCGCCUGCCCCCCUCCGGAGAGGGAGAUUUUCAAGUGGUUCAUGUUCUGUGGUUGUUUGUAUUUUGCUGCCUAAAAUGAAACGUAUCCACAGUCAUUUCUCUCCCUACCGUCCCCCCUAAUAUCAGACAGGAAUCACUGAGGAAGGAAAUUGAAAUCGCAUUUUUGGACAAAAGGGAAUUCAAUGUGGGAGAAUCUGUUCUCCAGUGUGUUAAGUCAAUCGUGUCGCAUCUAUGCAAAACCAGAGAAGACCACAGAGCGAGGCAACAAGUCACACACACAGACGCAGCAUCACGCUCACCAUCACAGACCGUUAGACAAACACAGACGCUUGGCAAUCCAUCCCCUGCUAGUCAGACUGUCCAUUGAACAACAACACAAACGGAAACAGACAAAUAAGUCACUUUACACGUCUAUUUAACAUCGCAUUUGCCACCGUUGUUACAUCGUGAUUUUUGUUAUUGUCCAUUCGGAUUUUUUUUCUAAACACCAAGGUGGCAAAGUACUUAGCUAAAACAGAAUACUGCUUAUUUGUUGCUGUUUCACAUUCCUAAAAUUGAGAAUGUUUCAUCAGUGUGACAAUAAAGUUCAGCACAGUCACAUCUUAUUUAUUUAUUUCAAUCAUAAAAACGGAUUGAAGAAGACUAGAAAUUAUUUGGUUGGCUUCAACAAUAAAAAUUUCAUGUUCCAGACAUAUGUAAGUUAAUGGAUGAUUUCAUUAUUAUUAUUAUUAUUAUUAUUAUUAUUAUUAUUAUUAUUAUUAUUAUUGCACGGAUUUGUUGUGUUUUAUUUCUGUAACUGCUGUAAUAGUGGAAAACAAAGAGGGGAUCCCAUGAAGCAAAUUUCCUUUUUCAUAAAACAGUAUCUUUGUAUUCAACCAGUUGUGUGGUCAAAUCUAACUGACAAUAAAUACAAUUACAUCUGCCUUGCAUUUCCAAA
This is a messenger RNA of Synchiropus splendidus (mandarinfish), 2334 nucleotides long. RefSeq names its product neurogenic differentiation factor 2-like. The transcript is spliced from 2 exons. The record is from RefSeq and is a predicted model, not a curated record. The coding region runs from base 243 to 1313 and encodes 356 amino acids. NCBI's taxonomy places the organism in Eukaryota, Metazoa, Chordata, Actinopteri, Syngnathiformes, Callionymidae. Gene Ontology annotation, biological process: regulation of DNA-templated transcription; nervous system development. Gene Ontology annotation, molecular function: protein dimerization activity.